Symbiodinium necroappetens is the source of this 583-nucleotide messenger RNA. The record is from the annotation of a GenBank genome assembly. Lineage: Eukaryota; Dinophyceae; Suessiales; Symbiodiniaceae.
AUGGCGUCUUCUUUUCCAACCAAUCAAGCCAUCGUCGUCGGAGGAGGAUUGGGAGGAAUGUCUGCAGCCAACACUGUGGUUGAGCAUGGCGGUCGCGUGGUACUGCUGGACAAGUCGUCCUUCUGCGGCGGCAACAGCACCAAAGCGACCUCCGGUAUCAACGGGGCAGGCACCAAGACUCAGAAGGCCAAAGGCAUCCCGGACAACGCCGACAUCUUCACGCAGGACACCCUCAAGGGCGGCGCGAAGAAGCCGGAGCUCGCCAAGCUCUUGUGCGUGAACAGCGCAGAUGAUGUGGACUGGCUGGUAGACAAAUUCAACUUGGACCUCUCUUUGGUCGCCCGCCUGGGUGGCCACUCCCAGCCCCGGACACACCGCGGGAAGGAGCGCUUCCCUGGCAUGACCAUUACCUACGCCUUGAUCCAGAUGCUGGAGAAGGUGGCGGAGAAGACGGACCUGGCGCGGAUCAUCACAAAGGCCAAGGUCUUCAAGCUCGUGACGGAGAAGAACGCCUGCGUGGGCUGCGUCUACGAGAAGGGCGGCCAGAACUUCCAGGAGUUCGGCCCCGUGAUCCUGGCGUCAG